AUGGCCAGCGCUGAAGAAAUAGCCUCGCAGAUUCAAAACACCAAGUCUCUCGCUGUCUCUCUGUCAUGGCUCAAUGCGUUCCUCUCCUCGCAACGCAAUAUCCCAGCUUCCGCACUCUCGAAAACCGCCUUGUUCCGCAUUCUGGCCUCGGAUUUCCGUGAAUCACUUUCGACUAGCCCUCUAUCAGUAUUUCCAAUCGAUGUUUACGAUCCAAAUGUCCAAGAAAGACGCCUCAAAGGUCCCAUAUCGGUCCAAGUGCUUGAUUUCGAAGACAUUGGUGCGAGUUUAUGGAGCCAGGUUGAAGGAAUAGAGCGCGUUGAACGAGGGGAGGCCAUCCGAGGUCGUGAGAUCGUGCGCACUGUAUCGGUCGGCGAUGAUAAUGAGGCAUCUGAGAACGGCCAGACAGGCAACAACGGUGUUGGCGCCCCCAAUGCGUCCGGGAGCAAUGGAUACGGUCCUCAUCGGCUGAUCCUUCAAGAUGCAGCGGGGACGAAAGCUGUUGCUAUUGAGAUGCGGCGUAUAGAAGGUAUAUCAGUGGAAAAACUUUCUAUUGGCGCAAAGUUUGUGCUUCAAAAUGUUACUGUCGCGCGUGGCAUGGUGCUGCUGAACCCAGACACUGCUACACUGCUUGGUGGAAAGAUCGAAGUACUGGAUCGGCCUUGGAGGGAAGGAAGAAAAGCCAAAUUGUUGAGACAAAUCGCUGCAGCGGAGGGAGAAUAG
This is a messenger RNA of Penicillium macrosclerotiorum, 720 nucleotides long. RefSeq names its product OB fold domain-containing protein. NCBI's taxonomy places the organism in Eukaryota, Fungi, Ascomycota, Eurotiomycetes, Eurotiales, Aspergillaceae. Bases 1 to 720 code for a protein of 239 amino acids. The record is from RefSeq and is a predicted model, not a curated record. Gene Ontology annotation, biological process: resolution of meiotic recombination intermediates; double-strand break repair via homologous recombination. Gene Ontology annotation, cellular component: nuclear body; RecQ family helicase-topoisomerase III complex. The transcript has a single exon.